Magallana angulata is the source of this 4132-nucleotide messenger RNA. RefSeq names its product WD repeat-containing protein 48-like. The transcript is spliced from 18 exons. NCBI's taxonomy places the organism in Eukaryota, Metazoa, Mollusca, Bivalvia, Ostreida, Ostreidae. Bases 61 to 2097 code for a protein of 678 amino acids. The record is from RefSeq and is a predicted model, not a curated record. Gene Ontology annotation, molecular function: ubiquitin binding. Gene Ontology annotation, biological process: double-strand break repair via homologous recombination; protein deubiquitination.
CACGAACGACUUAUCAAUUUACAUGUAUGACGUCACACCUGAAAAUAAAAACAUGUAUGUAUGAUGUCUUCUCAUAACAGGGGCACAGCUGGACAAGGAAAAAGAAAAACUCAGAUUUCGUUUAUCAUCAGAGAUGAAAUUGAAAAAUACAAUCGAUCAGGGGUAAAUGCCAUUCAGUAUGACCCUGAUCUACAAAGACUUUACUCUGCGGGAAGGGAUUCCAUUAUACGGAUAUGGGAUACCCAGGCAAAAGAGGACCCUUAUUUGUUUUCUAUGGAGCAUCAUUUUGAUUGGGUCAAUGACAUUGUUUUAUGCAGAGAAGGAAGAGCAUUGAUAUCAGCUUCCAGUGAUACCACAAUAAAAGUAUGGAACGCACACGAAGGAUCAUGUCUAGCAACCCUCCGGACACACAAAGACUAUGUCAAAUGUCUGGCGUAUGCCCGGGACAAGGAGAUGGUGGCAUCUGCAGGACUGGACCGCUCCAUUGUGUACUACGACGUGGCCAGUCUGGUGGCCCUAACUGUCAACAACAACACCACAUCAAUCUCGAGUGUGAGGGAGACUCACUCCAUCUACAGCCUAGCCAUGAACCCCUCGGGGACGGUGCUGGUCUCAGGGUCCACCGAGAACUCGCUCAAGGUGUACGACCCCCGGGACUGUGUCACCUGUCUGAUGAAGCUGAAGGGACACACGGACAACGUCCGGGCCCUAGUGGUCAGCAGGGACGGCACCCAGUGUUUGUCGGGAAGUUCAGAUGGAACAAUUCGACUGUGGUCACUCGGUCAACAGAGAUGUAUCGCCACGCUCCGAGUUCACGACGACAGCGUGUGGGCAUUACAGGCCAAUGACUCAUUUACGACGGUGUACUCCGGAGGUCGUGACAAGAGGGUGUGGGCGACGGACUUACGUAAUCCAGAUCACAGAACGCUGAUUUGUGAGGAGAAAGCACCCAUACUGAAGCUUGAGCUGAUAGAGGGAGACUCAGAAAAUAUCUCUCGCCCUGGUGUCACAGAUUCCUUGUGGGUGGCCACCACAGAUUCUUCCUUCAGAAACUGGUCCCUUGAGAAGGUACAGAAUCAGAUGUCAGGGGAUUACGACCUUGACACAGUUAAACCAGUGAAUACACAGCCACUCAAAUGUGUCAAAGGAAACCCCAGAAUCAAACAGUACCAUGUUUUAAAUGACAGGUGCCAUAUUUUGACCAAGGACACAGAUGAUAAUGUGGCCCUUUGGAAUGUCGUAACUGCAAGGUUGGUAGAGAACCUCGGCAAAGUGAACUAUGAGGAGGAGAUCAAGAAGAGGUUCAAGAUGAUUUAUGUCCAUCACUGGUUCACGGUGGACCUCAAACUCGGGUUAUUGACCAUACAUCUGGAUGAAUCCGACGUCUUCUCUGCCUGGGUAUCCGCAAAGGAACUCGGAUUCACCCCUUCAUCCGAGAGUGUUGACACUAAAUUAAAUUUAGGUCAGAAACUUCUAGAAGCACUGUUUGAGCACUGGCCCCGGGCUCAUUGGUUUGUUGAAAAUGAAGACGGGAUGCUGGUUAAGGUGGACAGCCCUGAUUUCUCUGUACCAGACCACACCCUGAUCAUCAUCUGGCACGGCCUGCACUCCUCUCAUGGAAGCAGUGAUGGUGAAAGUUUUAAUUUCUACCGAUUUGUAUGUCGAGAUGCUGGAGAGAUGGACCAAAUGAACGUUCCCAAGCAUCUCAAUGAUUGGGUGCCACACUGGGCGGCAGAAAUUAUCAUUCAUAAAAAGACACCAAAGAGCAUCAAGUUAACCUUCUAUCUCCUACCAGAUCCAAGUACAGGCAUCAAACCCAUCAAAAAUGAAGCUCUCUCGGUGCCCAGUGAUCUGAUGCAGGUGAGGAAGGUGAUAGAGCAUGUGUACAAGUUCCUGCGGCAAGGGAACGAGAACGGACACCCGAGUGCCAACCACGACAAGGAGGUGCAGGAUUUCAGUUCCAUCGCCGGGGAGAAGGUGGAACUUCUGUGCAAUAAUCAGGUCCUUAAUGCUACAAUGGAUCUACGUACUGUCAAACAUUUUUUUUGGAAACAAAGUGGAGACCUAGUGUUACAUUACAGGAUUAUCAAAAGAUGAUAGAGAUCUAUUAGAGACAUAUAGAGUACAUUUACAGUUUAAUCCAUUUCUUCAGAGGAGAGCCCCAUCAUUUCCAUUCUGAUUAUUAUUCCAUACUUUUCUAAAGUAUCUAAUCGGAGACUGUACAAGACUUGUAGGUUGUUAAAUGGCCCAGGGACCAUUGUUCAAUUCCAGAAUUUUAUGUCUGAACAUGUGAAAUAUUUAUGUACACAUGUAAAGCAAGUUUUACAUGGCCCAAGGACCAUUGUUAGAAUCCAGGAUUUCGAGGCAUAAUAAGUGAAGGAUUUGUGUGUAAUAUGUGAAAAGUGAGUAAAUUCUAACCACGUUAGAUGCUGACAGACUGGAUUGGUGUUUAUUCCUGGAAUGGUGACGAGAAGAAAUUUAUUAGUUUGACCAUAAAAUGGUUGUACGAAGAGCCAGAUCUGUGAUUAUAAUGAUUAAUAACAUUUUUUUGUGAUUUUGUAUUCUUGGUCAUUAACUUCUAUUAUUUGAAUCUGUUGACUAGUUUCUUGAAGGAAGAAUAUUAGGACUGAAAAGUCUAAUGGUGUGUCUCCUAUAGACUUGCCACAGUAAAGUUACAUGGCAUUGCACAACCCAAACUCUGAUGUUGCCAGGAAAACCAGUCAUUCUUCAGCUGUUCUUGACGUUUACUUUUCAGAAUUUAAAAUCAAACUAAUAGAAAUAAAAGCAUUAGAAUUUUAAUUCCAUUUGACAUGCAGCAUCAACACACUUUCAAGGGACCUAGACACGAUUUAAGUCAACAAUUUCAAAUUUUUUUUUUUCAAUUUUGAAUGUUUAGAAUGCUUUUAAAUAUGGAUAUUAUUAAUGCUUUAUCAAAUUUGAAAUUUAAUUAUUGAGUUACAAGCAAACUAUAGAGUUUACUUAUGUGUUGUUUUGGUAUAUGUUCUAUCAAAUAAUUGUUUUUUUUUUGUUUUUGUUUUUUUUUGGGGGGGGGGGGUAUUAAUAGUAUUUAUGAAUAAAUUGAAUUUUUUAUAUUGUUUGCCAGGAGUCAUUUUGUCAAAAGAAAUAAGAGAGAAUCUUACUUAACAAUAUUUGUAAGUUAAUAUGAUUCAAGCUUUGUUAACAUAACAAUUAAUUAUUACCUCUGUAUCUCGCUUGUAACUGUUGACUUCCAACAUUAAAAUUUUGGUCAAUCAUUCAAAAUACCCAAAAUAAAUAAUUUUGAUCAUGAAAAAUUUAAGACAAUUUUGAUCAUAAAUCUUGUCUGUAGGUUCCUAGAAGUGUUUGGCAACUGUAUGUAAACCGUCAUACUAUAGACCACCUUGGUUUAGUGCAUUCAAUGCAUUAUGAGUCUUGUCUGGCAGUUACCAUGGUUACAUGCAAUAUUGAAAGUGAUUUAUGAAACUUUGUUACUCUGCCGUAAUCUCAUAGGAUCUGCUAUAAAAUCUCCAGCAGCUAUUAUAAUCAGUGAAUUAGAAGCGAACUGUCUUCUAGUGUAUAUUUCAGUAAUCGCAAACUUUGAUAGUAAUUCUAUUUUAGGCAGGUCAUUCUGUACGUCAUGUCCUCAUUCUCUGAAUAUAAUGACGUCAUGUCCUCAUUCUCAGAAUAUAAUGACAUGUCCUCAUUCUGAAAAUAUGAUGAUGUCAUGUCCUCAUUCUCAGAAUAUAAUGACGUCAUGUCCUCAUUCUCAGAAUAUAAUGAUGUCAAGUCUUCAUUCUCAGAAUAUAAUGACGUCAUGUCCUCAUUCUCAGAAUAAAAUGACGUCAUGUCCUCAUUUUAAAAAUAUAAUGACGUCAUGUCCUCAUUCUCAGAAUAUAAUGGCGUCAUGUCCUCAUUCUGAGAAUAUAAUGACGUCAUGUCCUACUCUUAGAAUAUAAUGACGUUAUGUCCUUUUUCUGAGAAUAUAAUGACGUCAUGUCCUCAUUCUCAAAAUAUAAUGACGUCAUGUCCUCCUCAAAAUAUAAUGACUUCCUUCUGUCUAGUGUAUGUGUCAACAACUCCUUCGAUUUAUCAUGGCAUUGACUUAUAUGUAUGUACAAGAAUAUUUAUGCUAAAAUAAACUUUAUAAACUUUA